This is a messenger RNA of Microplitis mediator, 483 nucleotides long. RefSeq names its product histidine-rich glycoprotein-like. NCBI's taxonomy places the organism in Eukaryota, Metazoa, Arthropoda, Insecta, Hymenoptera, Braconidae. The record is from RefSeq and is a predicted model, not a curated record. The coding region runs from base 1 to 483 and encodes 160 amino acids. The transcript has 3 exons.
AUGACGGCCAUGAUGGUCAGCAUGGUCAUGGUCAUGAUGGUCACUACGAUCAUGGUCUUGAUGGUUACCAUGAUUACUAAUCGUGGACGUGAUGGUCACCAUGAUAGUGGUUAUGAUGGUCAACAUAAUCAUGGUUAUGAAUGUCACCUUGAUCAUGGGCAUAAAUGUCACCAUGGUGACGCUCAUGAUGGUCUCCAUGAUCUGAGUCAUGAUGGUCAACAUUAUCGUGGACAUGAUGGUCACCGUGAUCUUGGUCAUGGUGAUCAACAUGAUCAUGGUCUUGAUGAUCAUGGUCAUGGUGAUCACUAUGAUCACGGUCAUAAAUGUCACCAUGAUGACGCUCAUGAUGGUCUCCAUGAUCUGGGUCAUGAUGGUCAACAUUAUCGUGGACAUGAUGGUCACCGUGAUCUUGGUCAUGGUGAUCAACAUGAUCAUGGUCUUGAUGGUCACUAUGAUUACGGUCAUGAAGGUCGGCAUGAUUAA